CACCCUCUCUGUCUCUCACGCAUUUGCUUCCCCCUCUCCAAGAAAACCCUAGCCUCGGUCACUCUCCUCUUCAAGCUGUCACCGCCACCGUCCUACCGCCGCCGUCGAAUCUGAUCCAGCCGUCGUCCCUACUGCUUCACUCGACCAUGCCUCCCAGUCUCUCACUCGACCAGAAGCCAGAACUCUGAAGUGUGAAUCACUCCCCCUUCUCCAACCCUAGCCUCUCUUCUCUUCGAGCCAGUGCCGCCGCCCGUCCGUUAAGCCAGUGCCGCCGUCCGUCCGUUGAGCCACUGCCCCCAAGUCUCCAACCCCUGCUCUCUUCUUCCGCCGUCGUCUGGUCAAUCAACGUUCUGUCGGCAUCGUCUUCGAAGUUAGUUGGAAUUGGAUUGGAACCAAUGAUUUGCAGUUUGUAUCAAGAUUCAAGCGUUGUUAACUGUGCGUUGCUGGCUGCACCAAAACCUGAAACUUAAAAUCUUUGAGUCUCUCGAUCACUCAGAAACCCGCGCCAUCGAUGGAUCCUCAAGCUGAGCCAGUUAGCUACAUCUGCGGAGAUUGUGGUAUGGAGAAUACGCUGAAACCAGGUGAUGUUAUACAGUGCAGAGAAUGCGGUUACCGUAUCCUUUACAAGAAGCGCACUCGUCGCAUUGUCCAGUAUGAGGCACGUUGACAAAAACUGCUGUGGCGUUGGCAAGUAUUUUCCAAUGCAACCGUUAUAGACUUGUAAUGAAAUUGUGAUGUGAAUGUGCUGUUCUGUUUACAGAUUUAUUGAAGUCUUAUGAAACUGAAACUUAACUAUCAA
Molecule: messenger RNA, 799 nt
Organism: Arachis stenosperma
Lineage: Eukaryota; Viridiplantae; Streptophyta; Magnoliopsida; Fabales; Fabaceae
Product: DNA-directed RNA polymerases II, IV and V subunit 12
Exons: 5
Coding region: 512-667 (51 amino acids)
Biological process (GO): DNA-templated transcription
Cellular component (GO): RNA polymerase III complex; RNA polymerase I complex; RNA polymerase II, core complex
Molecular function (GO): zinc ion binding; DNA-directed RNA polymerase activity; DNA binding
Source: RefSeq, a predicted model, not a curated record